Molecule: messenger RNA, 1373 nt
Organism: Pecten maximus
Lineage: Eukaryota; Metazoa; Mollusca; Bivalvia; Pectinida; Pectinidae
Product: N-acetylneuraminate lyase-like
Exons: 11
Coding region: 80-1000 (306 amino acids)
Biological process (GO): N-acetylneuraminate catabolic process
Molecular function (GO): 4-hydroxy-tetrahydrodipicolinate synthase activity; N-acetylneuraminate lyase activity
Source: RefSeq, a predicted model, not a curated record
UAGGACAGUCGUAUACGACGAUACAUUUCAGGUAUACUUUACCCGGUACACACCUGGCGGAAAGGCAACAGGUAACAAGAUGGGAGAACAACAGAAAUUCCGGAAUUUUCGCAUUGAGGGGACAGUGUCGGCUCCCUUUACACCCUUCAAACCUGACGGAGAAAUCAACUAUGACGUAUUCCCUGCCUAUUCAAAAUACCUACAGGACCAUCACUUUAAACAUGCCUUCGUCAAUGGAACACUUGCUGAAGGAAUGUCACAAACAAUGGACGAGAGGAAGAAAACAGUAGAAGCAUGGAUGAAAGCAGCUGAUGGGAAGAUUGGAAUAAUUGCUCACGUAGGAACAAACAACCUUCGGGACGCCAAAGAACUGGCUCGUCAUGCUGAGGAGGUCGGAGUCGAGGCUAUAGCGGCCUUCGCGCCUUCAUUUUAUAAACCAAAGGAUGAAGAAGCAUUGGUUGACUACAUGGUUGAGCUGGCUGGAGCAGCACCAAACACGCCAUUCUAUUACUACUGCAUCAACUUUGUUACCGGAAUUUACUUAAACUCGGCAAAGUUUUUGAGGCUUGCUAAGGAUAAGAUACCAAACCUGUGCGGUUUGAAGCAUUCCUCCAGAGAACUGCCUAGUGCCCACAACUGUAGUUUGGUGGAUAAGGACCGCUUUCAGGUCCUUAUAGGGUCCGACGUGCAAUUCAUCACGUGCCUGAGUCUUAAAAUCGAGGUGCCGGUUACUGCAUCAUAUUUAGGCAGCCUCUUCUUCAAGCUGAAGACAGCUUACGAUAAAGGGGAUAUGGCGACGGCGCUUCAACUUCAGGAAAAGGCACAAGCGGUGAACAAUGUCAGAGAUCGUUUCGGUGGAGACAUACCGGUUGCAAAGAAAAUGUUUUCUAUCGUAUCUGGGGUUGAUGCUGGACCGGUGCGUCUGCCUCUAAAGGAUAUAAGUAAGGAAAGUGAGGAGGACUUGAGGAAAGCACUGAUGGAUCUAGCAUGCUGGCAGUAACAAAGCUAGCGAAUAAACAGAAGAAAAGAAAGGAAAAACAAAACAAUGACACUGAAAUAGAAACUAUAGGAAUUACAGGAGAGAGAAUGAGAGGGAUGCAUUAUUGUCUUAGUAGUAUUUGUAAAAUAUGUCCGUUUUGUAUAAUCUAAAUAUCAUUCUCGGUUCAAUUAUACUAGUAGUAGAGUUGCUUCUCAAUAUACAAAGAAACACAUUUAUUGCCUUCUGUGUCUGUCUGAUAUUUAGAUAUGAGGGCGCAUGCGCAUACACCACAAAGUCGGCCAACAUGCUACAUCUGUAUACAUGAUUUUUCACUAAAUUAUGAAAUUAUGACUGUAUACAUUAUUUAUUUGGUUUUGAUAAACAACACCCCUCU